UAUUUCUCGGAACAUCGAAUAAAAAUAUCCGCCCAGCAAUGUCACUAACUUCUAAAUGUCAAAGCCACAUAUCUGCUCCGUACAACAUGAGACGUCUCAGACGUUCUUACCGUACAGCGAAGACACCAAAAAUAUAUUCAAAAAAUGUCUCAGAAAUCUGCGUCAUUGGAGUCUGGUUUGGAAAAGACAUCCUCAGUUUUCCCAUUUCUAUAAAAGUACCACUGCCUAUCUGGUUGAAAGAAAGUUGCAUUCUUCUAGCAGAUACUCUUAUAUAAUUCACCCAAUGAGUAGAUUAUGUUUUGGCAUGGAAUUAGUCCUGAUGAUAUCUUACCCAUUCGCAUUUAUUUAUUAUCCAUUAGCUUCUUCUUUUUACAAAUUGAAACACCUUUACCACAAAGGGUACAAUGGCGCAGAGACAAUAUUUCAGUGCAUUUUUAUGCUGGAGAUUAUAAUGAGAUUCUUUAUUGGUAGAAAAAAUUCCAGACUGAAGAAAGUUAUAAUCAAUCAGAAGGAAAUCAUAAAAAAAUACAUUCUCAGUAUCUAUUUCUUCGUUGAUAUUUGUGGUGCGUUACCAAUCACAUAUGCCUUACCGUUUACAGAGGACAGAAAAAUUCUUAUAUGUCUGGCAUCAGUGAGAUCCCUGAAAAUUUUGAGACUUGGAUCAUUCGUAUCAUAUUUACAUAAUUCAUUAAAGGUACUGCAUAUGUCAGCCUACCAAGGAGUGAUCAAAUUCAUUGCGAUUACAGGAUUCUCAAUUCACUGGUUCACUUGUCUUCAUUAUGGAAUGAAACGAAUUCGUUACGCAUUCAUUGAACCUACUACAGAUUACUCACAGAUCUACAGAAAUAUAACAAAUUCUCCAUAUGUUGAUACUGCUUACAAAACAAUGGGGAUAAUAUUAGCUGCAAGACGUGACCAUUGUUUAGAUAGAGCACUAGAACAUAAAAUAUAUUGUUUUCUUUUCCUGUUGACUGGAAGGAUUAUAAUCCUGAUUCUAGGAGUCGUCUUGAUUAAUCAAAUACUACAAGGGGCAGAGCUGGAUACAAAGUACCGAGAAGUUUUGGGUCAAUUGAAUGAAUUUAUGUCACGUAAGAAGCUACCACUAGCUACAAGAAAGAAAUUAAUCGCUUUCUAUGAAUACAAAUUUCAAGGUAAAUACGUGAAGGAGAAGAAGAUGGAAAAUUUACUAUCAGAUCGGCUCAAGAAAGAAGUUAACUUCCAUUCAAGUAACCAACUAAUCAAGCAAGUGAAAAUCUUCGAAGAUGUUCCUACGAAAAUCUUAGGAGAAGUACUGAGCCAUCUUAAGUCGGAAGUUUUUUUACCGAAUGAUAUCAUCAUAAGUGCUGGUUCUCCUUCUGAAUGUAUGUACUUCAUAGCAAGUGGAACAGUGGCUGUGACUACAGCAUCCGGCAGAGAGGUUUGCCACCUGGAAGAUGGUGGUUACUUCGGGGAAUCAGCUUUAGUACUGAACUAUAAAAAGUCGAUGUCUAACAUAACAGCAUUAGAAAUAUGCGAAACAUAUCGUUUGGAUUCAAAAACAUUCAGAAAUUGUUUCAAGAGCAAUCCUGGAAUAUAUCAGAAAUUGAAAGCGGAGGCGGAAAAAAGAGAGCUUGAAACUCAGAAAAUGGAAGAGGAAUUUCAAGAGAAACUUUUUCUCGAAACUUACCUUGUCGAUAGACGAAAAAAUACCUACGAGUCUGGCUCACAAAGAUAUUCAGCUCAUAAUUGAUAAUUUCAUAGAAGUUACAAGGUGAUUCACCGGGAUGGCCUAUUACACGUUAAAAACAAAACUAAUCACAAUUUUCUACUCAAACUUUACAUAUUGGGGUUUGAGACAAUGAUCUUUCUACCUGUAAUAUUUUCUGAUCUCUUCAACUUUCGGUUAAACUGGAAACAGACUACUACUCCCUCAUUUUAAAUGACAUACCCAGUAUACUAUUGAAUCAUUAGAUUUUUGGUUUUUUGACAACAAACCGGCAAUAACCAUACUUUGGGUAAAAACUCAACGGCUCAUGAGUUGAUGGGAUUCUUAUGAAAAAAAAUGGUGGCGAUGAGGACUUACAUUUUUUGAAUAUUUCUGCAAAAGAAGCUUUUUUUCGAUUUUUUUUUCCUUUUCGAAUCUGCAAAUAAGUUUGCGGUUUGGACCAAAAAUAUACAGGGUGUUUAUCAGAAGAUCAUCAACUUGGACAACUGAAAUUCAACAAAACUCAAGAUUUUCAGAUUAGAACCUAUAUUUUUUAUUAGUUCAGCCGAUUCUACGUAUCAAAAUAGUGGGGGUUACUUACGCAAACCCUAUACCCAAAAUAAAUAUUUUAAGAGUUAUCGCGAAAGAACCUGAAAUGAGGAAAAACCGCAAUUCCUAACUUUGUGGAGUAGUCUGUGACUUCCGAAAAACACAGAAAGCAACUAAAAUUCCAACGAAAUAUAUAAUUAUAAUGAAAUGUAAAAUUUAAUUAUCCAAACUUCGAAUUUUAGUUUCUUCGUGUGUUUUCCGGAAGUCACAGAAUACUUCACACAGUGAGGAAGUGCGGUUCUUCCUCGAUAACUAUUAAAGUUUUUAUUUCAGGUAUAGGGUUUGCUUGAGUAGUCCCCACUAUUUGUGUACGUAGAAUCUACUGAAAUAAUAAAAUAUAUAGGUUCGUAUUUGAGAAUCUUGAGUUUUGAUGAAUUUCAGUUGUUCAAGUUCAUGAUAUUCUUAUGAACACCGUGUAUCUACAUUUUUGGUUCAAACCACAAAUAAUCUGAUAAUACUACGUAUUUGCAGAUUCGAAAAAGGAAAAAUGUUUUCGAGAAAAGCUUUUUCUGCCGAAAUAUUCAAAAAAAUGUGAGUCCUCAUGGCCACCAUUUUCUUCAUAAGAAUCCCAUUAACUCAUGAGCCGUUGUCGUCAAAAGAGCAAUCUAAUUAUGCAAUUAUGGGUAUGCCAUUUGAAAUGAGGAAGUAGUACUAAGUCUGUUUCCAGUUUAAUCAUCGGAAGUUGUAGAGAUCUGAAAAUAUUUCAUGGAGAAAGAUCAUUGUCUCAAACCCCAAUAUGUAAACUUUCAGCUGGAGAUUAUCCCAUCCCGGUGAAUCACCUUGUAUAGUUGUAAAUAUCUAUAAACAUCAUUGUUAUAAUUGAGAGGAACUCCAGGUGUCAAUUACAAUUGAGUUAUAAUGGAGAGUUAGAAUAAGAUAAAUAUAAUUGUCAGUUUUUAUGAUGAAUAAAGUAUUUUUUGAACGUGAUUUGGUGGAUCAAGGGUAAUUUUUUUCAAAUA
This is a messenger RNA of Harmonia axyridis, 3252 nucleotides long. Its product is annotated as potassium/sodium hyperpolarization-activated cyclic nucleotide-gated channel 1-like. The transcript has 8 exons. Lineage: Eukaryota; Metazoa; Arthropoda; Insecta; Coleoptera; Coccinellidae. The coding region runs from base 56 to 1729 and encodes 557 amino acids. The record is from RefSeq and is a predicted model, not a curated record.